AUGGCAGAGGAGGGAAUGGGGAGCUCGGAGGAGGAACAGACGAAGCAGAUGACGACGACGACGCCGGCAACACCGCUGUGGAAGAAGAGGAAGUGGCUAUCCAAGCCCCUGUCGUUGGGGGAUACGCGCAGAGAGAUUGCGUGGGAGAAAAGGCGAACAAGAUCGGAGCGAGGGAGGAGGGCGGGGAAGAGUCAUGAUUUUUACGAUCACGUGACGGACGAGGACCUGAGCGAGCUGAGAGGGUGCAUAGAAUUGGGGUUUGGGUUCAACGAGGAAGACGGCCAGGCGCUGUGCGCCACAUUACCCGCACUCGACCUCUAUUUCGCCGUCAACCGCCAGCUCUCAGCCUCCCCUCGCUCUUCCUCCUCCUCCUCUCCCAGCCCAACUAGCGACGCUGAUUCAUGGAAGAUUUGCAGCCCUGGGGAGGAUCCAGAGCAAGUGAAGAUGAGGCUAAGGCGGUGGGCUCAGGCGGUCGCAUGCUCGGUGAUGCAGUCUUCUUGA
Molecule: messenger RNA, 501 nt
Organism: Neltuma alba
Lineage: Eukaryota; Viridiplantae; Streptophyta; Magnoliopsida; Fabales; Fabaceae
Exons: 2
Coding region: 1-501 (166 amino acids)
Source: RefSeq, a predicted model, not a curated record